This is a messenger RNA of Clupea harengus (Atlantic herring), 992 nucleotides long. RefSeq lists its product as uncharacterized. NCBI's taxonomy places the organism in Eukaryota, Metazoa, Chordata, Actinopteri, Clupeiformes, Clupeidae. The record is from RefSeq and is a predicted model, not a curated record.
CUUACGCAUGAAGGCAACCUAUUUUUACAGUUUACAGGGAAAUAAGUGAGGGGAGCUGCACGGCAUCAUCACUGACAGUUUCUAAGCUCUCUUGCUGCCUGGGACGGAUGGGAGUGGCUGCUGACAUGAUGACACGCCCUCUUUUCAUGGCCAUCAUGGUUACGUCAUGGAUGUGUAUUCAGGGUCAGUGGCAUACUGGCGGUUCUGGAGCUGCAGUGAACUGCUUAUAUAUGCCUGACGGCAGAAGUGUUACCUGCACUGUUGAUUACUCAGACGUAGGGGAACCUGAGAAUUGUACGGUUAAAUCAAGUUACCUGUGUGAUAUUCGUGAAUUGAACUGCAGCAAAGGAACUGGAAGAGAAGGACUCAUUUUUUAUGUCAGGAAUGUUGAAGAAGGAAAGUAUAAAGUCUCUGUUCGGACAACCUGUGGUGAAGCAUGCACAUUCGUCAAUGUCCCCCUACAAGACCCAGAUGAAAUUGCCGGCACAGAGGCAUCCCAUUCACCCCCAGGUUCCCCAGCUCCCUCGAGGGCUCUGUGGGGAGGAGCAGGAGUCGUUGCAGUAGCAGUAGCAGUUGCAGCAUUCAUUAUUUUGGGCAUUUUAAAACACAAGAGGCUUUGUUCAAGAUUAUUUAAGCUACCAGCGAGAGACACUGAUGUAGAGGGUAAUUGCAGUAGCAGUCAUGAGGAACCAGUAAUACUUCUGGACACCAACACAGACGAAGCAUCAAACUGAUUCUAGCUCCACACUCUUCACUCCAGAUGGAUGGAAACACACCCAUCUCAGCUUAAGCAGCACAGCCCCUGUCACAUGGAGACACAAGCAGCACUCAUUUACUGCCAGAAGAGGAGCAAGAGAAGGCUUGCUGGCAAAUCAUAGAUUUAUUUUUUGGUGAUCUAUCCAUAUGUCUUUUUCGUGUGUCUAUGUGUGGGGUGUGAUUUGGUUGUGUGUGUGUGUGUGUAAGGGGUAUUUUUAGUGUGAGAUUGUAUGUGG